Molecule: messenger RNA, 1482 nt
Organism: Arthroderma uncinatum
Lineage: Eukaryota; Fungi; Ascomycota; Eurotiomycetes; Onygenales; Arthrodermataceae
Product: xaa-Pro dipeptidase
Exons: 10
Coding region: 1-1482 (493 amino acids)
Cellular component (GO): mitochondrion
Molecular function (GO): metalloaminopeptidase activity; manganese ion binding
Source: RefSeq, a predicted model, not a curated record
AUGUCGACCGGAGCUCGGUUAUGGAAGCAGUGGCCUCGGUCUGUCCUCUCGUUACAAUCUAGAGUACCCCGGAGGUGUGCUGUUCCUGCUUCGUUGCGAAAAUAUAGCUCUGUUUCCGCUGCAGAGCUGCAGUUCGGCCAGCCUUUGCACGAAACACACCCGCAUCUUCUGAAGGCCGGAGAACUGACGCCCGGUAUCACGGCUCUCGAAUAUGACCACCGACGAUCGAAACUUGCUUCCAAACUCCCCAAAAACGCCGUCGCAAUCGUUAGAGCUGCAGAGCUGAAAUAUAAAUCCAAGAAUGUGUUUUAUAAAUACCAUCAGGAUACUGAUUUCUUUUAUUUGACUGGAUUCAAUGAGCCGGGAGCUCUAGCUAUUAUCGCAAACACCGGCCACCCGGGCGAGCAUACCUUCCACCUAUACGUUCGGGAAAAGGACACACGAGCAGAGCUAUGGGAGGGAGCCAGGUCCGGCACGCAGGCAGCCAUGGAUGUCUUCAACGCAGACGAGUCCGGCGACAUUAAUCGUAUCAAAGAUUUCUUGCCCGAUGUACUGUCUGGCGCAUCUGAGAUAUAUACUGAUAUUGCCGGAUUUGGGCCCGGUAGCUCCCCAUUCUCACGGCUACUGUCCAGUUUCUCCGACCCGCCCUCCUCCGCUGCCGAUGUUAGAGAAGAGGCCAUGAAUAAGAUCAGACCGCUAACGCCCAUCAUCAACGAAUUACGGGUAUUCAAGAGUGAUGCGGAGAUUGCCAAUAUGAGACAUGCGGGACGUGUGACGGGACGAGCAUUCACUGAAUCGAUGCGACACAAUUUUACCACCGAGACUGAGCUUAAUGUCUUUUUGGAAUAUCAGUUUCGUCUGCAGGGCGGGGAUGGGACGGCGUUUGUCCCCGUCGUUGCAGGUGGACAGAACGCACUGAGUAUUCAUUAUGUUAGAAACGAUAAUGUUCUACGGGACGGUGAAUUGGUUCUAGUCGAUGGCGGCAGUGAAUAUGCAGGAUAUAUUUCAGACGUCACGAGAGUAUGGCCUGUGAACGGCAAGUUCACUCCAGCCCAAAGGGAGCUGUAUACUGCCGUUCUUAACGUGCAGCGGUCGUGUAUAUCACUCUGCCGUGAGUCAGCGGGUCUAUCACUAGAUAAGAUCCAUGAAGUUGCGGAGCGAGGCCUUCGAGACCAGCUCGACGCGAUUGGCAUCAAUACUUCUGGCGGCGCAAUGCAAACACUAUUCCCUCACCACGUUGGUCACCACAUCGGUCUCAGUGUCCAUGACUGCGGCAACUAUUCCAGGCGAGAGAAGCUGCUGAAGGGGCAGUGUAUCACGAUUGAGCCUGGCGUUUACGUCCCCAAUGACGACCGCUGGCCAGAGAAAUUCCGCGGCAUCGGCAUUAGGAUAGAAGAUAGUAUCUGCGUUGGAGACGACAACCCCAUCGUCUUCUCCCCAGAAGCAGUCAAAGAAAUUGACGAUAUCGAAGCCUUGCGAUAG